UGGAACUCUGAGGGUUCGAACGUUCUCUCCGUGGAACCUUCCGCGCUCCGGCCGGGCCCCCCACCCCUGCACGCCCCAGACAGGAUGGCUCUAGACUGGAUUGGCUUUGGUUAUGCAGCAUUGGUUGCUUCUGGUGGAAUAAUUGGCUAUGCAAAAGCAGGAAGCGUCCCAUCCCUGGCUGCUGGUCUUCUCUUUGGUGGUCUGGCAGGCCUGGGAGCUUAUCAGAUAUCUCAGGAUCCCAAGAACAUAUGGGUUUCCUUAGCUGCAUCAGGGACUCUGGCUGGCAUCAUGGGAAUGAGAUUCUACAACUCUGGAAAAUUCAUGCCAGCAGGCUUAAUUGCCGGUGCCAGUCUCCUAAUGGUUGGAAGACUUGGACUGAAGAUGCUGGAUAAGCCCCGGCAAGCAUAACUAUAAAUCUGAGCCAAGAUGGAUAUGGGAUCAGGAGUUAUUUGAAAACUCCUGCACUUGAGGGUAUCAUGGGAAAGGCGCAAAGGACAUGAGCAUUUGUACAUAACCUGAUACUUUUGGAGAUUUAUUUUUUUAAACCAAAGAAGCACUGAACUUUGCAAUCCAUCAAUUAUUAAAUCUUUUUGUAGGCAGCAAUCCCAUCUCCUAAUGGGUUUCCAUUGUAGCAGUUUGGUCCAAUCUUCAAGUCAUCUCCAGAGGUGUAAGAGGUUGGGUUUUGGUGUCUUGUGACAACUGAAAUAUUUUAUACUCAUUGCAGGAGCUGCCUGCUAUAUCACAAAGAAACACAUUAUGAAAGGAAGAUAAUGAAGCAUCUGUAUUUCCAUCAUGUUUGGUUAUCUCCAAUUUAACAUGCUGUCUUAGAGCAUCAAUUAAAAUGUUUUGUGAAAUCA
Molecule: messenger RNA, 857 nt
Organism: Gracilinanus agilis (Agile Gracile Mouse Opossum)
Lineage: Eukaryota; Metazoa; Chordata; Mammalia; Didelphimorphia; Didelphidae
Gene: TMEM14C
Product: transmembrane protein 14C
Exons: 5
Coding region: 85-408 (107 amino acids)
Biological process (GO): regulation of heme biosynthetic process
Cellular component (GO): mitochondrial membrane
Source: RefSeq, a predicted model, not a curated record